CGUUUCCCCCAGAUCCGCCAUUUCAGUCCCGGAGUUUCUUGUUGCACAUUAAGUUUUUUUGAACAUUUGUUGUUAUUUUUUGGGAAACAUUUAAAGCGGAACAUAUUUGGGUUUGUGCUGCAACAUUAACUCCGUCAACUUAAAACAGCCCCGGGACGUUAUUUAAGUGGAAGUUGCUAAAAGUGUUAGCAUUAUACCUGGUUUGUUCCCGGCGGCGGGCGGUGUUAGUCAAACCCAAAGUUUGUUGUAUGAGUCGCGGGUAAAGGGAGAGGCCUUCAAGCCUCGAGCCUCGGACGGGAUUCCCCCUCCCCGCGCACACGCGGACCCAUGGCGGGGAAUUUCGACGCCGAAGACCGCGGCAGCUGGUUCUGGGGCAGGCUGAGCCGCCAGGAAGCCGUCUCCCUGCUGCAGGGGCAGCGGCACGGCGUGUUCCUGGUGCGGGACUCGAUCACCAGCCCCGGCGACUACGUGCUGUCCGUGUCGGAGAACUCCAAAGUGUCCCAUUAUAUCAUCAACAGCGUCAGCAACAACCGGCAGUCCUGCUCAGGUUUGGCUCCUCCUCGGUUUCGCAUUGGGGAUCAGGAGUUCGAGGCGCUGCCGGCCCUGCUGGAGUUCUAUAAGAUCCACUACCUGGACACCACUACACUCAUAGAGCCCAUAAGCAAGGCCAAGCAUGCGGGCUUCGUCAGCUCAUCCGCCGGCGUCCCGCAGCAGUCAGACGAGACCGAGUUUGUCCGUGCGCUGUUUGACUUCCCGGGCAACGACGAGGAGGACCUCCCCUUCCGCAAAGGCGACAUCCUGCGCGUGCUGGAGAAGCCCGAGGAGCAGUGGUGGAACGCCACCAACAACGAGAACCGCGUCGGGAUGAUCCCCGUGCCCUACGUGGAGAAGUACCGGCCCGCUUCGCCCACUGCCGCCGCUCUGGGUCCCCCUGCUGCGGGGACCGGACAGGGGGGGCAAAUUGGAGGGGUAGCGGGCAGCUCGGACGGAACGGGAGCCGCGCCGACCAACCCCCUGGGAGACCCGGGCCAGUACGCUCAGCCUGUGGUCAACACGCAGCUUCCCAACUUACAGAACGGGCCCGUGUACGCCCGAGCCAUUCAGAAGAGGGUGCCCAACGCCUACGACAAGACGGCGCUCGCUCUCGAGGUUGGCGACACGGUGAAAGUGACCAAGAUCAACGUGAACGGCCAGUGGGAAGGCGAGUGUAAGGGCAAACGAGGCCACUUUCCCUUCACCCACGUGCGACUUUUGGAGCAGCAGCAUCCUGAUGACGAGAGCUGAGGAACAACCCGCGCUCCCGCCGCCCGCCGCUCAUACCCCCUUCGCAGAAAGAUUUAUCACAGUACAUGAGCCUACGAGUUACACCAACACGUUUUGGCUCAUCUUGCCUAAUCUCAUGCUGAUGGACGUCGGUCAUCAUCAGAGUUUACACUGAGGUCAGACUGAUAUCGGUUUGUGUACAUUAGCCUCUUUUCCUCCACCAGUUUUCUCUUCCAACUUCACCACAGCCACAUGGAAAUUCUCCAAAACCUGCAAUGAAACAUUUCCGUCGAUCCUAGGGUGACAUUUAUUGAUUCAUUAUUUAAAGGAGAAAUAUUAUGCUCAUAAUUUAACAUUUCCGUCGAUCCUAGGGUGACAUUUACUGAUUCAUUAUUUAAAGGAGAAAUAUUAUGCUCAUAUUCGGGUUAUAAUUUUAAUUUCGGUUAUUACCUAAAAAAGGUUUAUACACUCUAAUGUUCAGUGAACACAUCAGUUUCCUCAGACUGUCCAUUCCUGCAGCUCCUCUUUCACAGCCUCUGUCUGAAUCACUUGGUUUUAGCUCCCGUCUCUUUAAGGCCCCUCCCCAUCCCGAUGAAGCCCAGUCUGCUCUGAUUGGCCAGCUGACUCCACUCUGUUGUGAUUGGUCAACUGCUUCCUGCACCGUAUAGGAAGUGUCGGCCUCCGCUCUCGCUGUACCUAACCGUGGACUUUGGGCUAUUUAACUUUGCAGACCUUUUACAUAUACAAAAAAAACUGUAACACACUAGAGGAAAGGGAAAAACUGAAAAAACCAUAGCAUGUCUCCUUUAACAAACAUGGGGAAGCUCAUUCGUCAGUUUCAUCUCUGUGCCUCCGCAACAGGGAGAUGUUUUCACCUAGCUGAGCUCCGUGUCUAGAAACAAGGGAUCGGCUGUCAAAAGCUUUCAGGCUGCAUUCACACCUAAUCCGCUGAGUGUAAGGGUUUCUAACUUAACUGCGACUUUUCCUGUUCGCUACCAAAUGAACUCGUUGAAUUCGUUGCUUUCUUAACUGCUCCUAAAUCCAUCUGCUGACUGGUAAAGUGUUAAGAUGAUCUCUUUAGCGAUGUGUAAACGUGAUGUUAGAGGUAUGAAAGUCGGCAAAGUGAAAAAAGAUUUAAAUCGACACUUCCUUUUCGUCUUCUCUCUAUCUAUUGGACAUUAUUUACCAGACACCAGAUCCAGCUUCAGUCUCGGGGGGGAAAUUCCUUUUGCCAUUUAUUUCUUCAUGAACUCUUCUUGUCACCUAAUCAGAUUAAACAGAUCAGAUUAAAGUGCUUCAGGCUGACAAACCCGUCCUGUUGGUGAGUUACCCGUCAGUCCAUAUCACUUCACGUUCACAGCUUUUUUUGCUCAUUUGUUAAAGGUCAUGUGGACUUGAAAUAGAAGGAUGAAGAACUACAAGGCAAUAAUAUCUAAAUGUUUAGCUUGGUCUGGAUCAAAUGAGACAAACUACAAGUGUAAAAUGUCUUAAUCAACCACCAGUAUCCUCAGUGACUUCACGCUCACUAGAAGCUGCUAACGGUGACAUCAUUUAAUCAGGUUUAAAGGCAGAUAUUUAGUCAAAAGGGAAUUAAAGGUUGUCAAAUUAAAGAGAGCAAAAAUAUUAUCCAGACAAUGUCAGUUCACAGUGGGACAGUAUGAGGCACCAGCGACCGAUAUCAGUCGAACCCUAGUUUCCACACCUCCAGCUCAGUAUUGAAGUCUGCACUGCACAUACAGCUCCACAGUGACUCCUCCCUUCCCCCCCGCCGCCGCCCGCUGCGUUUCAUUCAUACACAGAAGGGAAAAAAACAUGGAUCGCAAACAGGAGACAAAACUCUCUGCUCCUCUCACAGAAUCAUGAAUCUGUGAGAGGAUUUUUUUUUUUUUCUAGUGCAAGACUGUGAACCUCAAGAGUGAAACGAGCAAAGACUUUUCGUCCCGUGGAGAAGUAACUGUCCACGAGUGAAAAGACGACUUUACCAACUUAUUACACGUACACUACAAACCAAGUCCUCUUUUUUUUUUGUACUCAAAGUGGAAAAUAUUAUGAUAGAAUUGACUAUAUAUAUAAAUAUAUACAUACACACACUUUACAUGCUAAAUACUGUAAACAUUUGUGUUUUCCUUCCUUAUGGUCAAUUUUCUUUUUUGUUGUCAGAGACUUUACGCCUGUUAUUUUCUUUUCCUUUUUUUUUUUUUAAACACUAUUGGGUGCCGGCAUGGACGACUUCAAAUGCAGCGGCGUGAAAGAACAAAACAAGCUCCCUGUCGCGGAGGAUGGAAGGUUCCAUCCCUCCCUCCAUCCCUCCCCCACGAGGCUGUUAUAGAAGAUGAACUUGAGGGGAUUUUUAUUUUUGUCUUCCAGCAGGUUUUCAUGACAUAAUCAGUUGCAAAAGGAAAAAAGAAAUCCACCCUGAACAACUAGACCUUUUUUACGUUUUUGUAUAGAACCGGUUAAAACUGACCUGAUGUUUCUUUUGUCUUCAAUGCUGUGAUUGACACUCCCUGUAGGUUUAAUGUCCACGUUGAAAACACAUGCUAUUAUAACUCAUACAUAUUUUUUUUUUCUUUCAACACAGCGGCCCACAUGGCAUUAUGUCAAAAGGAAAAUAAUCCUUAAAAUGGUCAAUUUCUCAGCUAAAGGUUUCCUCAGAAGCAGGGUUGUGCUUUUUAACAUGAUCCCUUGCGUUAGCCCGUUAAACACUCAUCAGAUGCUUUUUAAAAACAUUGGCUAUUGGACGUAACAUUGGUGAAACACUAUCACACGUGAGAAUAACAGUUCUUGAGAGAAAUCCUGUGGUCAUAGUUUUAUUAUUCACCUUUUAACAGACUUUAAAUUAUAUUUUCCUAGUCAGGAACUCAUAUGCAUCAAAUGCUAUUCUACAGUCAGAACAUGUUGAUUGACAAACCCCUGAGACGUUGCCUAUCGUCUGUCGCUUGGGAGGAUCCGCCGAGUUACAUCCUCUCUACCUCAUGUCUAACUGAUUGGAAAAGAUGGGAAGAUUAAUAGGAACUGGUCUGAAGCCUUAAAGCUCAAGUCAGUUUUGUUUUUGAUAUACUGAAAUGAACAACACGGAGCCAAAUGAUUUUCAGAGCUCUCACAUUAAUAGAUUUUUUAUGCUUUCCAAAUCACAAGUUCAACAAAGUACUGGGGUCAGAUAUUUAUGCCCAAAAAUCAUUCAUCACUACCGAAUGAACGUAGACGAGUACAUCUCACUCUUACAUCAGAACAGUUCAGCAUAGUAUUCUUAAGGAUCUGAGUGUUAAUAUGGUAAAGCAGAAACUCUAAAAAUAAGAAUAGCCCUAAACACUUACUGUACCAAAAUGUUGUUAGUCGAAAUCAGGCUAAUGGCACCUGCCCGCAAUUUCACAAUAAUCUCGAUUUAUGAAACGUUAAAAAAAAAAGAGUGAAUACAUAUUCCUGCUUUUGUACAAACAAAGAAAGUUGAUCUUGAACCUACACGGGUCUUUUAUGCAUCGGACCCCAGACGUCCCCAAAAUUUCAUCCUGAGUUUACAAUGUUUAUUAUAAACUGUUUUGUUAUAAAGGGUUUAAAUUUAAGGAAAUUAUUUUUUAUAUGCAACAUUAAUGCCAUUUUUUUUAAAACCAUGAUAUGUUUAUUACGAUCUUUGAGCCCCAUUUGUGGGCCAUAUGCACCCCCCCUCCCAUAUAUAUGUAUUAAUAAAAAAAACAUGCUAUAUUUCAAUGGCCCCAUUUUGCAUGUUUCUGUGUUGAGGUAAAAUAUAGGAAUAUAGCAACAAUAUUGGAAUUGAUCACAUUAACUAUGUGUAACGACAUUAGUACCUGUAUGGAGCGAACAGUACCUGGGCAUUUAGGUGAUAAGUUAACACUAAACGACUGUUGUUAUAAAGUGCUGAUCCUGCAAAUGUGUGGUGGUGAUUUGGGCAAAGUACAAUAUUGAAACCAAAAAAAUAAAUAAAUUACACAGCGUCCUUGAAUGUUUUAAAUAUGCUUUGUAUAAUUUGUAAUGACAAACAAAAAUCUUAAUUGAAAAUGGUAAAUAUGAUGUCAGCUGUCAAAUGUAUUUUUAUUUUAUUUUACAUAUUACUUCAUUUGGAGAUGAAAAAACUUUUGGUUUCAUUUUAUCACUAUUUGCUUUUGUCACUUCCCACAUAAUUUAAAUUUUUUUCUGGAAAGAAAAGGAACAAUUGCAUUUCUUAAACUGCUCCGUCCGUUCUGUGGUGGUACCACUUACAUUUUUUAAAUCUUAUUUUUUCCACAAUUUGCCUGAAUGCCUUCGUGCUAAGUGUUAACUGCAGUGUUGCAUUCAGGUGCAUGUUGCUGAACUGUCCCACUGAGUGCUGCCUUUGAGAAAAAAAAUAUUCUCAUGUCCUUGACAUUGUCCUAGCUGUCCCAUAGAAAUUGAAGACCAACGAAUACUCAAUUUUUUUU
Messenger RNA from Scophthalmus maximus (turbot), 5678 nucleotides. RefSeq names its product adapter molecule crk-like. Gene Ontology annotation, molecular function: protein binding. The transcript is spliced from 3 exons. Bases 328 to 1284 code for a protein of 318 amino acids. The record is from RefSeq and is a predicted model, not a curated record. Lineage: Eukaryota; Metazoa; Chordata; Actinopteri; Pleuronectiformes; Scophthalmidae.